AUGACGGACCAUGCGAACCGUACAGAGGCCUUCUCGAAAGAGAAGGCUCUGGGAGAUGAGAAGGAAAGUAAUGAUGCAAAUAUUGGCUCGACCCUUUCCCAAGAGCUCAAUCUUGAGUCUGCCAACUAUAUACCAUUGACGGUUGCUACUGUGAGCUCAAUAUCCCAAGAGCAACAAAAAAGCGAUUCUCAAACAGCUAGGCGGAACAUCGGGGCACCGCAGGACACGGGCAUUGUUGGCAAACAGGAACUUCCGACGAGCGAUGCCCUCUCAAACAAUCAAGUGGGGAAGCAGGAUUUUAUAUCAAGAACACCCUUGUCCCCUUCUAGAGAAAUGAUGGGUGGUGAUUGGGAAUUUGUGGUCACAACUGAAUCAGAUUUGACAAUUGGAACGCAAGCGAAGCCAUCGUCUACCGACGGCUAG
Messenger RNA from Penicillium daleae, 423 nucleotides. RefSeq lists its product as uncharacterized. The record is from RefSeq and is a predicted model, not a curated record. The transcript has a single exon. Lineage: Eukaryota; Fungi; Ascomycota; Eurotiomycetes; Eurotiales; Aspergillaceae. The coding region runs from base 1 to 423 and encodes 140 amino acids.